AUGUUAAAGGUGAUGAACUUGGCUUCAUUAAAGCUGUCAGCAAGAAAUUUCUACACAAAUGGCAUUCAAUUCAAGUAUCAAUUCAAGGGCUGCUUUUCCAAAACAAAGGAAUGCACAGGUGAAUUCACCUUCAGCAGCUACUACAUGGAGUGGGUAUACUUAAGUAUACUUCUAAUAUACUUACAAAGAAAACUAACUGCCAAAUGCCAACAUUAUGAAGGAGAUGAACCUGGCUUCAUCAAAGCUAUCAGCAUGAUCACCAAGUUCUACCAGCACCUGCUGGCCUUGGAUUUUUGUGUAAAUGAGAUCAAUAAGGAUACUCACCUUUUGCCCAACAUCACCCUUGGAUUCCAUAUUUAUGACAGCUAUUAUGAUGCAAGGAUGGUCUAUCGCAAUAUCUUGGAUCUGCUUUCAAAAGUUGACUGGUUUGUUCCCAACUUCCAAUGUGGGAUGGAGAAAAAUCUCAUUGCUGUCAUUGGGGGGAUUGGCUACGAUGUUUCCUUGGACAUGGCAGUUAUCUUAAGCCUCUACAAAAUUCCACAGAUUACAUAUGGCUCUUUUGUCCCAGAAAAAAAGUAUAAAACUCCUUCCUUUUACCGUGUUGUCCCUAAUGAAGCCCAUCAAGGUUUGGGGAUAAUCCAUGUGUUACAACAUUUUGGAUGGACUUGGGUUGGCCUCUUCAUUGUAGAUGAUAACAGUGGGACACUUUUCCUACAAAGCUUGCAGUCCUUGUUUUCCAAGAAUGGAAUCUGUUCAGACUUCAUUGAAAGAACUCCAAAACAAGCUUAUAUUCCCAACUAUGAAGAUACAUGGGAAACAGCUGAAAAAUAUAAUCUACAUAUGAUGCAAGGAAAAGCCAAAGUCUUUAUUGUUUAUGGAGAAACAAGUUCAUUUAUUUGGUUGACCUUAAUGAUAGAAACAGUCAGUAGUCUACCCGAAGACAUUACUCCUGGUGGGAAGGUGUGGAUCAUGACAGCUCAGAUUGAUUUUGCAUUAAUGAGCUUCCAGAAAGGAUGGCAUUUGCAGAAAUUCAGAGGAGCCAUUUCUCUGACAGUUCAGUCCAAUGAAGUUCAGGGGUUCCAUACAUUUCUUCAGGGGCUCCAGCCAUUUGGGACAAGAGAAGAUACUUUUCUCAAGGAGUUUUGGGAACAAUCAUUUGGGUGUCUUUUCACAAAUUCCACUGGGACAUUAACGGUCAAUAAGAUAUGCACUGGAGAGGAAAAGAUAGAGAGUCUUCCUGGUUCUUUUUUUGAAAUGCCCAUGGCUGCUCAUAGUUACAGUAUUUAUAAUGCCAUGUACGCAGCAGCACAUGCUUUACAUAAAAUCUAUUCAUCUCAAUCGAAAAGGAAAGCAAAGAUGGCUCACCAAGAUAUUAAUCUUCAGAAACUAAAACCCUGGCAGCUUCAUCUAUUUCUUCAAGACAUUUCGUUCAAUAAUUCUGCUGCAGAUAUUGUCUUCCUGGAUAAGCAUGGAGAAAUGCCAACUGGUCUUGAAAUUACGAACUUGGUUGUCUUUCCAAACAACUCCUUCCACAGGCUUAAAAUUGGAAGAGUAAAUCCUUACACUUCUGAUGGGAGAUAUUUAACUGUAGAUGAGGAUAAAAUUGUUUGGCACCAAGGAUUUAACCAGAUACGGCCCAUUUCUGUAUGUAACCCUUCCUGUCUGCCUGGUUAUCGAAAAGAAAAGAAAGAAGGAGAGAAAUUUUGUUGUUACAAUUGUGUUCAUUGCCCAGAAGGGAAGAUUUCAAACCAGAAAGAUAUGAAUGACUGCUUCAAAUGUCCAGAGGAUCAAUACCCAAACAGGCACCAUGACCACUGCAUUCUCAAAACUAUGAUUUUCCUAUCUUAUCAAGAUCCUUUAGGGGCUUGUUUAGCAUCUCUUGCUCUAUUUUUUUCUCUCCUCACGCUUUUCUUGCUAGGAAUUUUCAUAAAGCACAGAGAUACGCCGAUUGUCAAAGCGAACAAUAGAGAACUCACUUAUGCCCUCCUUGGGUUCCUCCUUCUUUGUUUUCUCUGCUCUUUUUUAUUCAUUGGACAACCUGGGACAAUAACCUGCCUACUCCAGCAAGCAGCUUUUGGCUUCAUCUUCUCAGCAGUGGUAUCUUGCCUGUUGGCCAAAAACAUCACUGUUGUUGUGGCUUUCAUGGCCACCAAACCAGGGUCCAGCCUGAGAAAGUGGGUGGGGAAAAGAUUGGCCAGAGGUAUAAUUCUUUCUUGCUCCCUUUUGCAAGCAGCUAUCUGUGUAGUAUGGUUGGCCAUCUCUCCUCCUUUCCCAGAUCUGGACCAUAAUACUCUAAUCACUGAAAUUAUAGUCAGAUGCAAUGAAGGUUCUUCCAACAUGUUUUAUCUUGCCUUGGGUUACCUGGGCCUUUUGUCCAUCAUCAGUUUCAUAGUGGCUUUUCAGACUAGGAAGUUGCCAGAUAGCUUCAAUGAAGCCAAGUUUAUCACCUUCAGCAUGUUGAUUUUUUGCGCUGUUUGGUUUUCCUUCAUUCCAGCCUACUUGAGCAUCAAAGGGAAGUAUACAGUAGCUCUGGAGAUCUUCUCCAUUUUAGCUUCCACUUUGGGACUACUUGGUUGUAUAUUUUUCCCGAAAUUUUAUAUUAUUGUUCUGAGGCCUGAGUUGAAUUCCAAGGAGAACUUAAUAGGCCAAACUACCAACGUCAUCAGAGUUGGAGUAAAAGGAGAUCAGGAAGGCAGCUCAUAUAACCUCCUGUCUCUGCACCCAGCUCCUUGA
Crotalus tigris (Tiger rattlesnake) is the source of this 2733-nucleotide messenger RNA. Its product is annotated as vomeronasal type-2 receptor 26-like. NCBI's taxonomy places the organism in Eukaryota, Metazoa, Chordata, Lepidosauria, Squamata, Viperidae. Gene Ontology annotation, molecular function: G protein-coupled receptor activity. The record is from RefSeq and is a predicted model, not a curated record. Gene Ontology annotation, cellular component: membrane. The transcript has 9 exons. Bases 1 to 2733 code for a protein of 910 amino acids. Gene Ontology annotation, biological process: G protein-coupled receptor signaling pathway.